UCCUGUGGUUGACAGCUGACAGACUGUUAACCUCAAAUGUAAAUUUUCAAAAAACAAAAAUAUCCUUCAUAUUAAAACCACAUUACCACAUGUAUAAUUCUUAUUUAAAUUAUCGCUUUCCGUGUAGUUUGUGAAGCAAAAAUGAACUCGCUCUGUGGAAAUUUGAGACACAUUUUCUAUAACCCUUGUCCAGGAUUCAUGGUAUCGGCCAGGUUUGCCAGCAAGAAAACCAGCGGAAGCACCCAAAACACCCACACCAAAGUCAGACCGAAACAUCGCGGUUGGAAAGUACAGGACGGUACUAAAGUAGAAGCUGGAACCAUUUUAGCAACACAGCGCCAUUUACGUUUUCAUCCUGGUCUAAAUGUUGGCUUAGGUAGAAAUGGUACGUUGUUUGCAAUCAUCCCAGGAAAAGUUUUAGUCACAUGUGAGAAAGUAGAUCUGGACUGGGAACACACGUGGGUGGAGAGAUGCCACGGGUUUAGAAAAAAUACAGAAUUUUACAAAAAAUACUUUAAUAUUUUGCCAGAGAAACAGCAUCAGAGUUUUAAACUAAUAGAACAAGUGUAGAUGUAAAAUAAAAAUUAGUUUUGUUAAGUGACUAGCCAGUUGAUCGUUAUGUAGGAAACUUGGUUGUCUUUUAAAGACGCCAAAACGGCGUGUUUUCGUACGGACGACGCUAAACGACCAAAAGCGACUAUUUCUGUUGCAUGCAUGGCUAUGUCUGGGUUCUCUACACAGUGUACAAUAAAAAUGGCAUGGUAUGCAAUAGGGUCACCUAAAA
Molecule: messenger RNA, 784 nt
Organism: Zophobas morio
Lineage: Eukaryota; Metazoa; Arthropoda; Insecta; Coleoptera; Tenebrionidae
Gene: mRpL27
Product: large ribosomal subunit protein bL27
Exons: 3
Coding region: 142-570 (142 amino acids)
Biological process (GO): translation
Cellular component (GO): mitochondrial large ribosomal subunit; ribosome
Molecular function (GO): structural constituent of ribosome
Source: RefSeq, a predicted model, not a curated record